Messenger RNA from Drosophila rhopaloa, 4581 nucleotides. RefSeq names its product homeotic protein antennapedia (gene Antp). Gene Ontology annotation, molecular function: RNA polymerase II cis-regulatory region sequence-specific DNA binding; DNA-binding transcription factor activity, RNA polymerase II-specific. The record is from RefSeq and is a predicted model, not a curated record. Bases 1423 to 2574 code for a protein of 383 amino acids. The transcript has 7 exons. Gene Ontology annotation, cellular component: nucleus. Gene Ontology annotation, biological process: anterior/posterior pattern specification; negative regulation of transcription by RNA polymerase II. NCBI's taxonomy places the organism in Eukaryota, Metazoa, Arthropoda, Insecta, Diptera, Drosophilidae.
GAAUGCUUUAUGGGUUUAGUUUGAUAGGAGUCGUAAAGAAAUCAACAUCACACAACAAAGCACUCGAGGACCCGUCCGUGUACCGCUGAUUUAGCCCACGUGCGAGUGUGUGUGCGAGUGGAUCCCAGAAGCAUAACGGUAUUCGGUAUAUCGGUAUAGGUAUAGACGGCUAUAUCUGUAUCUUUGGGGCUGUCGGAACUAUUCGCUCGCUCUUCGCCGUCGCGACCGCUCUCUUUCCACGCGCCAUAUCCCAAUUGACAGCCCGCUAAGAUCAUAAAGGCCGUAAAAAUAAUCAUAACAAUAAUCGUAAAAAAUUAGAACCGCAAUCAGUCGCACAUUGGCCCUCGUACGGCGCAGAUCGUCAUAAAAGCCAUUAUUAUUAUAAUAAUAACCGUAAUCGUAAACGAAAAUAAAAACAAAAACAAAGCCAAACACCCACGGAAAUUGAACUUCGCGCGCGUUUCUUUUUAUGAUGUUCGAGUGUCUGGCAGGUGUCUGGAUUCACCCACUAAUUGUGCAAUAUUACUAAUGGAUCUGGGCUGACUGUGCUGCAAAAAGAGAGUUCCAAUUGAUCAAGCCAAAUCCUACUACCUAAGUGUUUAUCUAUUCUUAAAAAUCGUGCACCGAAAACUCGAAUCUGUAGAACAACGUUUUCUAGUCCCCCGCAAAUCGAGCAAUAUCUACACACUAACAACAAACAAAAGCUAAAGCUUCCAACUCUAACCGCAACGAAAUCAACAGAAUUGAAACGUAGACAGCCAAAAAAAAAAAAAAAAAAAACAUAAAACACAAAAAGAAUAAGCAGAAGAAAAAGUUUCGUUUCCACUGCGGGCAAAGUUUUUAUUUUGGCGCACGUGCAAGCUACCGUUAGCUGAGAAUUUUGAAAAGCCAACAGGAUUGAAGGAUAAGCGCACGUUAUUGGAUUUAAAAGUGCAAUUUUUUGGAUUAACCCAGCUGUAAAUGGAUAACAAAGGUGGAUUACUUACAUGGAUUACGAGAAUUUAGCUUCGCGUCGAAAAAGAGUUUCAAAAUCAAAAUUGAGGAAUACCAACUAGAGGAUAAGGCUACUUAAGGAUCAAAGAACACCAAGGAGAGGAGAUUUUCUACCAAAUCGCGAGACGAGGAGCAGGUUAAUUUCGUCAUUUUUGGCCAAGACAGCAAACAGAGGAACAGCAAAGCGGAAAUCAUUUUAUACCUCACACAACAACUACACACUAACUAAGAUUAGGCUACGCAACUGUACAUUGUACUUAAGUGUUCAAAGGUUAUUUAGUUUACUUUGUAUAUAAGGAAAGUAGCUAAAAGCACGGAGACGGGGAGCACCACAGUCACUAGCCACUAAGCAGAGUCACAGUCACGAUCACGUUCACUCCAGGAUCAGGGCUCGCGGCGGGAUCAGCGGACGCUGAGGAAGCUGCCACGAUGACGAUGAGUACAAACAACUGCGAGAGCAUGACCUCGUACUUCACCAACUCGUACAUGGGGGCGGAGAUGCACCAUGGCCACUACCCGGGCAACGGGGUCACCGACCUGGACGCCCAGCAGAUGCACCACUACAGCCAGAACGCGAACCACCAGGGCAACAUGCCCUACCCGCGCUUCCCGCCCUACGACCGCAUGCCCUACUACAACGGCCAGGGGAUGGACCAGCAGCAGCAGCAGCAGCACCAGGUCUAUUCCCGCCCGGACAGCCCCUCCAGCCAGGUGGGCGGGGUCAUGCCCCAGGCGCAGACCAACGGCCAGCUGGUGGUGCCCCAGCAGCAACAGCAGCAGCAGCAACAGCCCACGCAGAACCAGCAGCAGCAGCAGCAGGCGCAGCAGGCCCCGCAGCAGCAACUGCAGCAGCAGCUGCCGCAGGUGACGCAACAGGUGACACAUCCGCAGCAGCAGCAGCAGCAGCAGCCAGUGGUCUACGCCAGUUGCAAGUUGCAGGCGGCCGUCGGCGGACUGGGCAUGGUGCCCGAGGGCGGGUCGCCUCCGCUGGUGGACCAGAUGUCCGGACACCACAUGAACGCCCAGAUGACGCUGCCCCACCACAUGGGACAUCCGCAGGCGCAGUUGGGCUACACGGACGUGGGAGUUCCCGACGUGACAGAGGUCCAUCAGAACCACCACAACAUGGGCAUGUACCAGCAGCAGACGGGCGUGCCGCCGGUGGGUGCACCUCCCCAGGGAAUGAUGCACCAGGGCCAGGGUCCUCCGCAGAUGCACCAGGGCCACCCAGGCCAACACACGCCCCCUUCCCAAAACCCGAACUCGCAGUCCUCGGGGAUGCCGUCUCCACUGUAUCCCUGGAUGCGAAGUCAGUUUGGUAAGUGUCAAGAACGCAAACGCGGAAGGCAGACGUACACCCGGUACCAGACCCUGGAGCUGGAGAAGGAGUUCCACUUCAAUCGCUACUUGACCCGUCGGCGGAGGAUCGAGAUCGCCCACGCCUUGUGUCUCACGGAGCGCCAGAUAAAGAUAUGGUUCCAGAAUCGGCGCAUGAAGUGGAAGAAGGAGAACAAGACGAAGGGCGAGCCGGGAUCCGGAGGGGAGGGCGACGAGAUAACGCCACCCAACAGUCCGCAGUAGAUCCAGCUAAAACCGGGUCUCAGCAGUUAAAUGAAAUUUCUAUCUAAAUACAAUUUACGUUAGUUCCGAGAGCGCAAAUGAAUUUACUUCGAUCCCAGAGGACUAUCUAUUACCUAUCCAAUCCGUUGAACUUCGCGUGAACUAAACUAAACAAAGAGCAGAGCUGAGAACUCUACCUACAACUUAGUUAAUUGUUAUUAUUUUCUACUUAUUAUUUAAUUGUACACGAAUGGCAAGUGGAGAAAGCGAAAUAAGAUAAACGUAAAGGUAACGAUUACGAUAAAGAUACAAGUAAAGCGUAAAACUCAAACAAAACCAACUCAUGUGACCUCAGAUCUAAAUAAGCUAUAUUUAACUAUAAUGCAUAUAUAUACACAUAAAUAUAUGGAUAACUAUACAUGAUACCAAGUAAAGCUAAAGGCAAGGAGUUAUAUAUAAAUAAAUAUAUAUGAAGCAUAUAUACUAUAUACACGAUAACAUUAGUUCUACGCGUCAUAAGUACUGUACGAUUAACUUAUAUAUACACCCCAGCAUAAACCCUAAACCCUAAACCUAAAACAUAAACAUUAAAGUAAAUCAAUGUUUGUAGCAAUCCUAGCGCAAAAGUAUAAAAUAAAAACCAAUAAAAAUCUUAAAAAAACCAAAUGGCGUCAAAAUCCAUUGAAUGUUGGUUCAAGAAACCCAUAAAUAUUUCAUAAUACAGAACAUGAUAAUAGAAAACUUUGCCCUAAGUGAAUGUCGCAAAUUUAGACAAAGAAAUACCAAAACCACGGAAUAACGUUGCUUAAAGUAAACAAAACGUUUUACACAUACAAUGAACAAAUAAAACUAUUAACUGGCAGAAGCUUAACUAUAAAUAGAAAGGAAUCGCAAACUAUUGGCAAAACUUCAAAAUAAUAGAUGUAAAAAUUCGAUGGCAAAUUAAACGCUAUAAAACUCAGAAAUGCAAAUUUAAGCUAAACCAAUUUGAGAGUUCCUCAAUUUUUGGUUGAAGGAAACAUUGUUUCUGUAUUUCCUUUUAUUUUUAAUUUCUUGUGCAAUUUUUAGUUCUUGCAAAAAAAGAUUCGAAUUAGGUCGAAAAGGAUAUAAAGUAUACCGAAAUGCAUAAAAAUAUGAAUUGGCAAGUGAAGACGAAAAAUAUAAAUUGUUAACAGAGGAACACAAAGAAUAUGUAUAAAUAAUGAAUUCAAACAAAAACCCUGUAAAGUAGUAAAAUGAAAUGAAAGCAUUAUUAUACGCGGAUGUAGAAAAUCCCCUUUUGAAAGCAGAACCGAACGAUUUCUAUAUGAAUAUUCGCCUAACAAUUAUAUAAAUGUAUGUACGUAACUCAACUCAAUUUCCACGCCAUCUGUGGAAAUCCAUAUACCAAAGUCAAAGGAACGAAGGAGAAAGAAAAAGAAGGAUGGAAGGGAAAAACUAUACAGCAUCAUAUGUUUAUAUGUAGAUAUAUAUAAUUAAACAAGCCUAAUAUAAAACAUGUAACUUUGUAGAGCGUUUCGUUUUGUAAAUUCCCCAGAAUCCCCUUCCCUUUCCCAGCCGAUUCCCAAUCCCAGGUGAAAGGAUUUGUGAUUUGCAAUAGAAGAAGAAAAUAGUCAAAAGAAUUGGAAAAAUCUUUACAAAGUAUUGGCUAAAACAACCUUGAGAGCGAAAUUCAACUCAAUCCAGAUACGUAACUUUCGGCCUCAUUCUGUAAGAAACUAAUUAUUUAAGUUUCAAUUCAGAAAACUAAAAAAAAAUUGGAAAAGAACAUAAAUAUAGAAUGUAGAAAUUCACAAGAAACAAAAUUCGAAAGCGUUGAUAUAAAUAUAUAUAUUUGAAGCAAAACAAAAACAUUAAAUACACUCAAACAUUUGUGCGAAAUUGAAACGAAAUGUGGAAGCUAAACAAUUUGUUGUAAAUAAAAUUUAAACUUUAGUGUAAACAAGAUGGUGAAGAAUGCAGUGGAAGUGCUGCAAAAGGCAAAGCGAAAAGCAUAAAGAAAAUUAUAAUUAAAUUACAAAUGAGAUU